This is a messenger RNA of Stegostoma tigrinum, 1939 nucleotides long. RefSeq names its product epithelial stromal interaction 1 (gene epsti1). Bases 476 to 1402 code for a protein of 308 amino acids. The record is from RefSeq and is a predicted model, not a curated record. Lineage: Eukaryota; Metazoa; Chordata; Chondrichthyes; Orectolobiformes; Stegostomatidae. The transcript is spliced from 10 exons.
CCAAGGUGAAGAGCUGGAUGAAUACGACAGGCCCAGCAGUAUCAGAGGAGCUCUCGUGUUUCCUGCGGUGACAGGUUUCUCGCUGUUUUGUGAAGAUGAAGCAUGGCAUUCCAACCGGAACUCCAUCAACAAACACAUUGAUUUGGAGCCCAUCUACCAUCCUCUGAGAAGAAGAACAGGAAAUGACAUCACUAACACAGGAAAUGACAUCACCAACCCAAGGAAACCUAACCAGAUAAAUAGAAAGCGGGACAUAACACCAGCUCUUCGUCAGAGGCUUGCUGAUGAUGUUAUCUAGAAUGGUGAUGAAACGUCUGAAAACUAACCUUCCAGCUCAGCGAGCAAACUCACAUCCAGAACCUCAACCUGAGCUACAAAUCUUCUCAAAACUCGCUAAUAUUUGUCCCUUUCAAAUUGCAGCAGAGGAGGAUAUUCAGUGGUUACACCAAAUCAGAACAGGAGAUCACAUCUGCAAAUGAUGGCAAACAAGGAGCUGGAGGAUCUGAGAAAAUGGAAGGAAGCUAACCGGUUCGGUCCAAUCAACUUGACUCCCACACAGUUGGGUGGAAGCAUUUCUGAAGCUGAGGCACGCCAACGACAGCAGAUAAACCUCCGAGACGCCAGGUUCCAAAAAAACGCUAAGAAAGAAGACUAUAAUCGCAAACGGAAAGAAGCUGAAGAGCUCGAAUAUCAGAAGAGGAAGGAGAUUCAGCGAGAAAAAGCCACUAAGCUCCUGGAGAAGCAGAGACAACAGGAGGCACAGAGAAAAACUCAGCUCCAAGCAGAACACCAGCAAGCAAACCAGCAGUUUCUUCAGAGGAUUGAGACCAACAGAUCGUACAGGCAAUCGCCCCUGCCUCCCAACUGCACAGCUCAAACUACAGCCUGGAUCAAGAACUUUAGCUACCGCGAGACUCAGAGGGAGGCCGAGCUGCAGAGACUGCCGGAACACAAAGAAGAACAGAGGAGAAAGAGUGAACUUGCAGCAGAAAAGGUAUCUCGACUGGAAUCUGAAAGACAGCGGUGUCUCCAGGAAGAACACAGGAGGAAAAACCAAAUUUUUUUGGACAAUCUGGAAAGGAGCCGAAAAUCUUUGGAGAAUUUGUCUGGCUCGUCCCCUCCUGUGUCUGAUGAGGAGAGCUUUGAGCCCCAUGCCAACCAAUGUGUCCCUGCAGUGAGGUCACCUGAAGUUCUGACAGAAAUGUACCAAGACAGCUCCAACACUACAAUGGAAGACACAGCCUGCAGAGACUCCCGUGAAGCAGAUAUUGAUUAUGACUGGAAUUUGAUGAAACUCCAGAGCUUUUUCCCUGAUUAUGAAGCAUCAGUUCUUGGAGAUCUCCUGCUACAGUGUGACAGCGACGUUGAGAAAGUGAUCCAGCUUCUACAAGGAACCAACUGAAAUGAAAAGGUGGUGAAAAUGAAAAAUGAACAAGUGGUCCAGCAUCUGUGCAGUCUCCAACCUGAUCUUCUGCUAAAUUCAUCUUCACUCAUACUUCAGUGUCAUUAUUGACUGGAAAUGAUGACUGCCCGUUAUGUGUGUCAUAGGAUAGCCCCUUGGAAGUUGUUCUGACCUUCAUUUAGCUAAUGGCUACUUCUGUUCCAUUUUCCACCUUUUAUCCCGUAUCUUCAAUCUAUAAAACAGACCUGCAGGGGUAAAAUAUUAGUCAUUGCUGGGAAACCAAAUCACAGCCCUAAAUGUUGCCCAUCCCCUUGGGGCUAGGCAAAGGCUAAAACAACAAUGGCUCCUUAAUCCUUUGAACUGAACAUAAAGCCGUAGCCAUUGUCUCUGUUACUGAGGAGUUUGAUCAACUGUGAAGGGUUUCUUACAGAGAGAGUUCGAGGCUGUGAGGCAUCUUACUCACAAGUGUUGCUGAAAUACUGAUUUAAUCAAAGUUGCUGGAAAAGUUCCGGUCUGGCAGCAUCCGUGGAGGAGAAA